Messenger RNA from Nerophis ophidion (straightnose pipefish), 5086 nucleotides. Its product is annotated as tudor domain-containing protein 7A-like. The coding region runs from base 1277 to 4816 and encodes 1179 amino acids. Lineage: Eukaryota; Metazoa; Chordata; Actinopteri; Syngnathiformes; Syngnathidae. The transcript is spliced from 22 exons. The record is from RefSeq and is a predicted model, not a curated record.
UAUAUAUAUACACAUAUAUAUAUGUUCCGAGCGCAAUGAUGUCACGUUAUCGAUGGUAAAAUGCAUUUUUAGACAAUAUGUAUUGCCUUAGCGGCUAGGAGUUCACAGAGAAUAACAAGCGGAAGAAAAGUAAUUAAAAGGGACAGAUUUUUUUAAAAGAACGAUAAAAAAAAAAAACUUUUUUUUUUUUAUCUUAUUCUAUUCUUUUAAACUUGGGACUUCCCUGGGCCGGAUUCUGGACGUAGUUUUGGGGCCCCUGGUGUAAAGUAACUAAAUCAUUAAGACCUUAUUUUUUCUACAUAAUACGCAAGUAAAAAAACUGACAAUUAAAAUGAGUCACUUGAGUUUAGUUUUUUCGUGCCCUCAGAUGUCGUUGUGGCUUGUGCAGCCCUUUGAGACACUCGUGAUUUAGGGCUACAGUAUAUAAAUAAACUUUGAUUGAUUGAUUGACUUAUAAAACAGCAAGUAGUUGCAUCUUUUUAUUGUGGGCUAUUUGGAGACACUCUAUACAGCUUUGAAUAUAUACGUAAGAUUACACAUUCAGUGCAGAAUAAAUAAACAAUAAUCGUAUAUUAUUUAAAUAUGAUUCCUUAAGAGCAGUGGCAUUUGAAAUACCCUACCUUUAAAAAAAAACAUAGAUGUUAGGUAUAUUUGCACAGAGUUACACAAGUAUCGGAUCGGUAUCGCCGAUGCCAGCCUGAAAUUUACUUGGUAUCGGAUCAGAAGAAAAAUCAGUGGUAUUGCACUUCACUUGACUGAACCUUGAAGGGCGGACGGUACAAUCGCCAUGUUGUCUGCACUUCAGGUGCCAGUAAAUGUGUGUGCACUUCAGGUGACAGUAAAUGUGUUGGUCUUUUUACGACUUUAAAAAUGUUUUGAUGAAUAUGGAGAAUUUGGCACUUCUGACGUUCAUUGUUAUUUUUUUAAACUUUAUAUUUGCUUCCAAUUAGCAUGCAGAUAUUGUAAAAUGUAAAAAAAAAAAAAAAAAAAAAAAGGAGUCAACAGAUGCUUAACCUUGUCCCGAACUUUAUUUAUCAAUGUAUAUAUUUUUAUACAAUACCACACGCUAUGCUAUUCUCUACAUCACUGGUACAGUUUUUGUUGAAAUUACUACUUAAAAUAGUUACGGAAAUAUUUUGUUUGUGUUGUGAUAUUAACGACUUUCCAAAGGGGCAGUGAACUACACUACGAGUGGAGAGUUUGUGAAGGCGGCGUGGACAGCGGUUUGAGAAAGCACUAAAACAAGGUUACUGGCGGAAUUUUCGUCUACGACAGGAUGUCAGACAGCGAGUCCGUCAAGAAAAUGUUGCGAUCGGUACUUCAGUCCAGCAAGCAGGGUGUGUAUAUCAGCAAACUGCAGUCAGAGUACCGAUCGCUGUGUGGUGAGAAUAUCCCCCUGAAGAAACUGGGCUUUUCCGAAUUGGAAUGCUAUCUCAUGAGCAUUCCAUCUGUUGUGCGGUUGGACUACCAAAUGGGAGAGUUGAGAUGCUUUGCAGCAGUAUGUAAAGAAACGGCACAUAUUGCAGAGCUUGUGGCACGGCAGAAAACUUCCAAGAAAUCGGGAAGGUCCCAAGUCGUUAACUGCAGGAUGAGACGCCAAGCUUCAAACUCUUACAUGCUUAAAGCAUCGCCUAUGUCUUCGCUGCGCCAGCCUUCAGUUGGUAAUACUUUCAGGCCAGCGAACCACUGUCAACCCCACGGUGGCUAUAGAGGCUUCAGCGCCUCAGGAGAUAUCAGGCAAUUGGACAAUAACCAAAGGUGUACCCUACCUGUUGAGCACAGACAACCUUCGUCUCUGCCAAGUGUGAAACAGUGUGUAGUCCCUGACAGGACCAAUAGUCUUGAAAUGCCCCAGAAACCAAAAGAGAAUCCACCUGAACAGGUCCAAAGACUCAACUGUUUGGAGUCAUGCCAGUAUGAUGUGAAACUGGUGCAGAGAAGACUAACGCAACUAUUGGAAAAGUACAACUCUGGGAUGUGGAAGUCCAAACUGCCAACAGUCUUCAGCGACAUGUUCAAUCAGCAACUCCCUCCUCAGGCGCUCACACAUCUAGAAAAGUGGAAACACAUUUGUGUGGUAGAGCAAUCUUACAGCAACACAGGUGACUGCCUGAUUUACCCUCCAUUACCUUCCUCUGAUGCUCCUGGAAGCAUCUCCCGUGACUGCUCCACACGAACCUCUAUUAAGUUGAGCAAAGUACCUAGAUCCACCUCCCUACAGGAUUCCACAUUGGAGAAGUCUGCUGCCCCUCUUCCAAAGCUUCCUUUUCCUAAACCUAACGUUAUUUCCAAAGAGCUAUUAGCCAAGCCAGUACUGCCCACAGCUCCGCAGCCUGCUAAUGGUCAUGUCACUUCUGAGGAAGCCGUUCAGAACAGUUUUGCAGUCGCGUCCAUUAAUAGAAACUUUGUAACAAAUACUGUCAACCUUAGAAAAAAUUCUCACCCUUUAACUUCUACAUGUAACUACUCUUCUAAAACUAACCUCCCGUCCCUAGCUCCCUCUCAUCAACCAACUUUUGAAGCUUUACCGCCACAGAAAUACGCAUUUUCCUCCAGCAUUGAUUCUGGCCCAUGUCUUCCCACUAAGUCCUCCGACGCCAUCAUGCCAGCUGAUGUGUGGGAAAAAGUAAAGGAACUUCUGUCUAAGUACAGCAGUGGACUAUGGGUCCAUGCGUUGCCCAAACUUUACAUGGACACAUACAAGGCCCCACUUCCUGAACAUCUUCUGGAUAAACUAUGUCUUCUGUGCACUGUGGAGUACCCGUUUGCAAAUGACAAGGAAAAAGCCAUUCUGUAUUAUCCCAUCAGAGGAGACAUGAAAGCAACUGAUGUUACAGACAGUAUGAAAGGCAGAAGCCACAUGCAUCCCUCUGGUGUGGAGAUUGUGGGUCCUUUGGUUCCUCCAUGUCUAGUUCAUCCCUCAGCACAGUACCCCUCCGUGCUGGUUACCGAUGCCAAAAGCAGUAAUGCCGUCACCAUACGGUAUGUUGGUGAGGGUUAUUCCUUUGCACAGGAGGCCAUGGAAGAUGCUAUGCUCUCCUUUUAUAAACAAAGCUCGACUCUCCAGCCACUCUCCAACCCCGUCGUGGGUCAGCUAAUUGCCGUUAAGGGGGAUGAUGGCAAUGAACUGGCCAGAGCUCAGGUCACGGAGGUCAUGGCCCUCAACAAGGUCAAGGUUUACUAUGUAGACUAUGGCGUUACUAUGGAGACGACGAGGGAACGUCUUCUGGAUCUUCAUCAGAACUUCCUUUUGCUUCCUUUCCAGGCUACACAUAUUAGGCUGGCAGGUUUGGAGGCGUUCAGUACCAAUUCCUCUGUGUUGUCCUCAUUGUGCAAGUGGGCAAUUGGAAAGAUUCUUCUGAUGGAAUUUGUAGGGACAUCUCCCCCGACUGAUUUACCAGAGGCAUUGCUGUAUGACACCUCGCAGGAAGAAGACAUCAACAUAAACUCUAUCUGCCUUAAGGAUCUGCAGGAUGAAACCAUGAAUAACCCCUUAACUGUGAAUUGCACCUAUCCAGAUGUAUGUGUCACAAAUGUAUCUGCAGAUGGGGAUGUCUUUUGCCAGUUGCCCUCCAGAGGAACUGAAAAGCUCAGCAAGUUGUUGGAAGACACAGAUGCCUUUUUUAUGUCCGAGAAGACAUCGGAGUACUUGCUUUCUAAACCUUUCAAUGGCAAGGCGUGUCUGAUCCGCUACCAAGAAAAGUGGUCCAGAGCAGAGAUCACCAACCUUCAUGGGAACAGGGUAGUGGAAGUUUCCUUGGUUGAUCUGGGUGUCCCAGCAACUGUCGAGAUCACUGAACUCCGAGAAAUCCCCCCUCUUUUCAUUCAGGACUUCACCGUCAUUCCACCAUUGGCGAUCAAAUGUCGUCUGGCUGACGUAACCAUUCCAGCGGGAGACUGGAGCCCAGAUGCUGUUUUAUGGUUGAAGAAUGCCAUCCUUGGUGUCACAGAUUGCAAAAUGAAGAUCUGUAAGUUAGAAGAGCACAAAGGGGAGAGAUUGGUCCAUAUAUACCUCUUUGUGGGUGCUGGCAGUGAAGAAGUGAACAAGAGCAUUAACCAUCAGUUGACUCGUGCACAGUUGUUGCAGAAACUCCCCUGCAAGAAAAAAAUCACAGACACUGAUCUCAGUGAUUCAUUGAAGAGGCUGACUGUGAGCAGUCUAACUCCCCCUUGUCCUGGGCCAUGUGAAUCAUCCUUCCUGGAGACAACAACAAGAACAAUACCCCCACCGCUACAGCUCCCCCUGCCUGGUCAGAACCUCGAUGUCUACGUGCCAGUGGCGUGUCACCCGAGUUAUUUUGUAAUACAGCCAUGGCAGGACCUACACAAAUUGGGGGUGCUGAUGGGAGAGAUGAUGCUUUACUAUAACCAGACUAUCAUAACCUCUACAGUCAUACAGAUCAAGAAGGGAGAGAUAUACGCAGGCAAAAUACAAAAGAAUUGGCAUCGCGUGGUGGUAAAGGGGAUCUUGUCCAAUGGGUUGAUUUCUGUCUACGAGUUGGACUACGGCAAACACGAACUCAUCCUCAGUUCCCUCCUCCAACCCUUGAUUGAAGAAUUCCGACAGCUGCCUUUCCAGGCCGUCACCGCUCGACUGGCAGGUGUGCCAAAGCGCCAGUGGUCAGAGGAGGCGUCCAUGGUCUUCAGAAAUCAUGUAGAGCAGCAAGCCCUUGUCGCCCAGAUCGAAAGUGUGCAGGACUCGUCAGAGGCAAAGGUUGAAUCUUGGGAGCGCACUUUAACUGUUUACUUAGUGGAUACGAAAAUGGACUCGAAGGAUAUUUGGAUCCACAGCCUAAUGGCUGACGUCUACUGUUAGCUGUCUCCUCGCUGGAGCACCAGGAAUGUUCUUGGCAUAAUCUUUCAUCAGUUUGGUUUUGUGUUGCAUGAUGCGUGCUGUGAUUUAUCGUGGAUUACAUUUUCCUGCGUGUGCAUGAGAACACCUUGUUUAUAUUUUCUAAGACUUGUGUUUCUGGAAAACAUGCUGCAAGUGCAUUUAAAAAAAAAAAAGGUGUAAUAGUAUUAUUAGAUGUCAUUGCAUCUUAUUGUCUUUGAUCAACAUUAAACAUUGUUCUAGCUCAGUGUGAGC